AUGCGACUCGCCAAGUCGACGAUAGGACUCCGGGACGGGUAUGGCGACCGGGGACGCGUGAAGCGGGAGAGGAUGCUGCCGCGCCUGGAGACGGAGGGGCUGUUUGGGGAGGAGGGGUAUCCGACGACGAGCUCCCGGAGCGAGCACACGAAGACUGCGGAUGAGCCGCGGACGCCGAGUCCGUCGAUGCGGGCGACUCCGGCGGUGCGGAUCGUUGCGCCGGAGACUCCGGGCGAGGCCAGUCCGCCGCCGCUCCGCCGGCGCCGGCUCUCCCACAAGCUCUCGAUCAGGUCCUUCCGCCAGUGGCUCAGCCUCCAGCGCCGGGCGCCCGCGAGCAGCACGGGCGCACCGCCCGAGCCCGAGCCCGCCCAGCUGCUCGCCAGGAUCCCCGACAGCCCCCGCGCGAAGCCCAGGCCCAGGCCCAGGCCCAGCAGCAACACUGCCCCCAGCCUCAGCCCGACCAUCCUCAGCAGCCGCUCCGCCGAAUCCACCAAGCCCACGCCCAGCAACCACCCCCGCCAGAGCCUGGGCCCCAAGCAGUCCUUCGUCUGGUUCAGCCCUCCGCCGCCUGCCUCGACCUUCACCCCUCGUCAGCCGACCAAGCAUCCCUCCCUCCCAGCACUCUCUGCGGCCCACCACCCCCUCCGCUCGCUGGCCUCGGUUCCCUACCUCAAGAGCACCAGCACGAACAGCCAGCAGCUGCUCAGCCUGCCCGUCUGCUCGACCCGCUUCGGCGUCCCCUGCCUCAUCGACAUGGCCUCCAGCCCCCCCUCCCCCCUCCCCCAAGCGCCCCCCGCCCUGGCCGACGUGCCCCCCCACCCACCCCCGCCCAAGCCGCCUUCCUCCCUCCCCGACGACAUCGCCCCCACCCCACCACCCCCCGUCAGGCUGCCCGUGCCCGCCGAGAAGAAGAGCGUGUUCGGCAAGCUGUUCGAGCGCCGCAGUGAUAUUAGGUCGGUCGGCAACGGCGGCAGCACCAGCACCGAAGGCAGCGGCAACGAGAGCGAAUCGGGCCCGGCUAUGAUGAACAACGGCAAAGUGAGUCGCAAGCCAAGCGGGAAAGCACCCAACAGCCACGAGCCUGCCCCAGCCACCGGCGGCCUCCAUCCGCCCGAGAACAUCUCGGCCCGGCUCAUGGCUCUCCAGGGCUCGCUCGACUCGACACAUCUCGACGGCAAGCAGAAAGCGACGAGCGAACGGAGCGGCGAGGAGAAGACCUUCGGCGGCUCGUCCAAGCUCCGGGAGAUGGUCGGCGGCAAGCUCGGCCGGAAGCCCUCCUCCUCCAAGGGCGGGCGGAGCGAGGACGGGAAGAGCGAGGAUGGCGAGAACCGGAGCCGGGCCGGCAGCCAGGCCACCACCUCCCUCCUCAAGAAGUACGGCGUCUGCGAGAAGGCGGCGAUCGGCAAGGGCGCGACGGCCGUCGUCCGGCUCGCGCACAAGUGGGAUCGUGGGACCGACAAGCUCUAUGCGGUCAAGGAGUUCCGCAAACGGAGAAAGAACGAGAGUGAGAAGGAACACCAUGAGAAUAUCGUGGAGACUGUCGAUCUUGUCCAGGAUGAGAACCAGCACUGGUGUGAGGUGAUGGAGUACUGCCCCGGGGGGGACUUGUAUGCGGCCAUCAAGCGGGGCUCGAUGAAGCAGCCGGAGAUCAACUCGUACUUCAAGCAGAUCCUCAACGGGAUCGCCUAUCUCCACCAGAUGGGCGUCGCCCACCGGGACAUCAAGCCCGAGAACCUGCUCCUCGACGGCAAGGGCCGGAUCAAGAUCACCGACUUUGGCGUGUCGGACGUCUUCCGGAUGUGCUGGGAGAAGACGACGCAUCUGAGCAAGGGGCUCUGCGGCUCGGAACCCUAUCUGCCCAAGGAGAUCUUUGAGCGGAAGGAGUAUGAUGCCCGGCUGGUGGAUGUGUGGUCGUGUGGGAUCGUGUACUACUGCUGCUGCAUCCAGGAGCUCCCGUGGCGGGUGGCGAAGAAGAGCGACCCGAGCUUCAUGAGCUUCUUCGACUCCUACGACUCCUCGCUCACCCCCACCCCGCUCAUCAACCUCAUCAAGGACUCGCGGAAGAUCAUCAAGAAGAUGCUCAAGCCCGAGCCCGAAGGCCGCGUGCAGAUCGACGAGGUCCUGAACGACGACUGGGUCGCCGGGCUGCAGGUCUUGGCCGUCUAG
Puccinia triticina is the source of this 2166-nucleotide messenger RNA. RefSeq lists its product as uncharacterized. The coding region runs from base 1 to 2166 and encodes 721 amino acids. The record is from RefSeq and is a predicted model, not a curated record. Gene Ontology annotation, molecular function: protein serine/threonine kinase activity; ATP binding. Gene Ontology annotation, biological process: intracellular signal transduction; protein phosphorylation; intracellular monoatomic cation homeostasis. Lineage: Eukaryota; Fungi; Basidiomycota; Pucciniomycetes; Pucciniales; Pucciniaceae. The transcript has 4 exons.